AUGGCAAUAUGGAUCGCAUUUAUUUGGCUUCUAAGCUCCGUUCAUCCAGUGAAGAUUAUUCGUAUUCCGGCCAACGAGAAUGAUGGCAAUGCAAAAGGAGGGAUCGCUUCAGCUUUGUUACUAUUCACUGCCCUUCUCUACGGCAAAACUUAUAUUGCGUUACGAAAGCAAGCGAGAUCCAUGAUUGGUGCAAAAACAACAGUUUGUUCGAAGCAAAGUCGGUAUGCGCCCAACAAAAGCAUUUCGAUGGAAAGCAAAACAUGUGUUGAAAGUGAAAAUCGCGAACGUGCUCAAAAUCUGGAUAAUCGUGUUCAAAAUGGGAUUGAACGUGAUCAAAGCCUGGAUGAACGUGCUAGAAAUAAAAAUCAUCGUGCCCAAAACCAGCAUGAACGUGCUGAAAUUGAAAAUUUACCUGCCGAAAGUCAGAGUGAACGUGAUCAAAGCCUGGAUGAACGUGCUGAAAAUCAAAAUCAUCGUGCCGAAAAACAGAAUGAUCAUGCUCAAAGUCCGUAUGAACGUGCUGAAAUUGAAAACGAACGUGGUAAAAAUCACAAUCAACGUGCUCAAAAUAAAGACGAACGUGUUGAAAGUCAGAAUGAACGUGCUCAACGUGAAGACUUUUCCUCCAACAAAACGCCUAAAAAUUCCCAAGUAAUGAGCAAUACAAAGGAACAGAAGUUCUUAAACACUAUAAUUAUAAUUGCAUGUAUUGCUGUCGUUACAGUGGUGCCAGGGGUAAUUUAUAUCCUGCUUUCUGGUACGGAGGGAAACAUAAUGAUUCUUGUUGUUAUAAGUGCGAUAUAUUGUCUUAAUUUUGCCGCAAAUCCUUUUAUUUAUUGUUUGCGUUUAAAGCGAUAUCGGAAAACAUUUAAAAUCGUCUAUGGUUGUAAAUGUUGA
This is a messenger RNA of Paramuricea clavata, 897 nucleotides long. The record is from the annotation of a GenBank genome assembly. NCBI's taxonomy places the organism in Eukaryota, Metazoa, Cnidaria, Anthozoa, Malacalcyonacea, Plexauridae.